AGACGUUCGGGUAAGGCGAGUCGCGAGUUUUCGCAUAACAAGACGCGCGUCCACGACGGCGGCACCUAAAUAGUCUCGAAAUAAUAAUAACGAUAUUUGCAUUAUUUUCCGGACGUAUCGCGUUUCCGGCGUACAGUACGCCCGCCCGCCCGAUUUCGCGUGUCAAACAUAAUAUUUUAUUCUACGGACCGGAAGUCUGUGACGCCGCCGCCGCCAUGGAAAACAUGAACUGGGUAGCGGAAUACGCAGCGUUCGUCAUCAUGCUCGGGCUGUCCGUAGUCAUCGGCCUGUACUAUGGGUGCUUUUCCAAACAGAACACCGUCUCCGAUUAUCUGUUGGGCGGCAAACACAUGUCCGUCUUUCCGAUCACCAUGUCGCUGAUCGCUAGUCACAUUUCUGGUAUAACGCUGCUCGGAGUCCCAUCUGAGAUCUAUAGUAAUGGAACACAAUACUUAAUUGUCGGCGUGGUUAACAAUAUAAUUGUCAUCAUGAUGGUUAUAUACAUUUAUUUACCCGUUUUUUACGAUCUUCAGUUGACAUCAGUGUAUGAGUAUUUAGGUUUACGAUUCAAUUCCAACAUUCGUGGAUUUUCGUCACUCAUGUUCGCCAUCAAUUUAAUACUGUACAUCCCUGUUGUGAUUUACAUACCCGCAUUAGCGUUCAAUCAAGUUACAGGGCUCGAUGUACAUUUAAUAACCGUGAUCAUUUGCGUCAUUUGUAUAUUUUAUACUACCAUCGGCGGGCUGAAGGCAGUAGUGUGGACAGAUGCGAUUCAAAGUAUUUUUACAGCGGUUUCAAUCAUAAUUGUGAUCAUCUUAGGAGUUAUACAAAUCGGUGGGAUCGGAAACAUGAUCAGAGCCAACCAAGAAGGGGACCGAAUAGAAUUUUUUAAGAUGAACCCAGAUCCGUUUUUGAGACAUACUUUUUGGACCGUCACCAUAGGCACGACGUUUCAAUGGCUCACAUCACUGGGCAUUCAUCCAGGAGCCGUUCAACGUUUCGUAGCAUUACCCACGUAUGGAAAGGCUCGUAAAGCUGCGAUUUUCUUUGUUUUUGGUAUGGGCGUCGUUAAAAUCAUGACCGGCGCUAUAGGAAUGUUGAUCUACGCCAAAUACAAAGACUGCGAUCCCAUAUUGGCUAAUCACAUAGACAACGAUAGAAAAUUAGUGCCGUACUAUGUGAUGGACGUGGCUGCGAAAUUUCCAGGAAUCACCGGUCUAUUCGUUUCCGGCAUUGUUAGUGCUGCCUUGAGUACGAUGUCAGCGCAGAUCAACACUGUAUCAGGCACCAUUUACGAAGAUUUUAUAGUGAAAAUGAUGGGCAUAAAAGUGUCAGAUUUGACGGCCAGCAUUAUAAUGAAGAGCAUUGCGGUGAUCAGCGGUUUCAUAUGUGUGAUUUUGGUAUUUGUGGUCGAAAAAUUGAAUGGAAUUCUUCAAAUGGCAAUUAGUCUAGCCAGUGUGACGAACGGAGCAUUAUUGGCUGUAUUCACGUUAGGAGUUUGUUUUCCAUGGGCAAACUCCAGAGGAGCGAUGUGGGGGAUGUUGACGAGUUUAGCUGUCAUGACUUGGAUAGUGUCCGGAGCUCAAUAUGCCAUAUACAACAAGGAAUUGAAGUUUGUCGAAAAGGCCGUUUCGAUAUCCGGAUGUCCUGCCAACACAACGUUUAAUAAUCAUACCGAUUUUUCGGGGUUAAACCGGUUGAACGAAGACGUGUAUGCGAGUCCAGACGUGUUGUUAAUUUAUACGAUUUCAUACAUGCACUACAGUACCAUUGGUACUCUGGUCGGGAUCAUUGUCGGACUUGCCGUCAGCCUGUUAUUCCCCGAGGAGCAGAAUGUAGACCCCAAACUGCUGACGCCCUUUAUACGGAAUUUUGUGCAUCCCAAGUACAUGACUGAGACUGUACAAAACGGUCGGACCACCCACAACAAAACCGAAACGUACGAACUGGUGUCUCAGGACACCAAACUGUGAUGAUUAUAGUUGAUCGCGUGACGUGGCUGGAUAACGACCGUAUUGAUUCCAUUUGACUCGAAAAGUGUUUUAUCUUUAAAAAUAUACUGAAAAUAAUAACAAA
Messenger RNA from Rhopalosiphum padi (bird cherry-oat aphid), 2076 nucleotides. Its product is annotated as sodium-coupled monocarboxylate transporter 1-like. The coding region runs from base 216 to 1973 and encodes 585 amino acids. Gene Ontology annotation, cellular component: membrane. The record is from RefSeq and is a predicted model, not a curated record. Gene Ontology annotation, molecular function: symporter activity. Lineage: Eukaryota; Metazoa; Arthropoda; Insecta; Hemiptera; Aphididae. The transcript has 11 exons. Gene Ontology annotation, biological process: transmembrane transport; sodium ion transport.